Molecule: messenger RNA, 4113 nt
Organism: Argiope bruennichi
Lineage: Eukaryota; Metazoa; Arthropoda; Arachnida; Araneae; Araneidae
Gene: Pax
Product: paxillin-like
Exons: 9
Coding region: 258-1760 (500 amino acids)
Biological process (GO): actin cytoskeleton organization; muscle structure development
Cellular component (GO): adherens junction; stress fiber; Z disc
Molecular function (GO): muscle alpha-actinin binding; actin binding
Source: RefSeq, a predicted model, not a curated record
GUGCAUGCGAAAUGUUUGUGAUUGACUCAUGUGCGAUUGGUGUUCUGUAAUCGUGGUAUUUAAAUUGAUUGACAGAUUAUCGAGGUCUGAUCCUCAGAGUUAUUUGAUUUCGGUAUUGUGUCGCACAGUUUUUUGAACGGCAAUUUCUUUUAGAAUACCGAAUCUUCUCUUCAGUUAAGGUGUUUUAGUUGUAAAGAAAACAGUAACCUCAAAAGAAUUAUUUUUAAGCGCUCUUUGCUGUACGUCGUCGGCAUAAAAUGGAAGAUCUUGAUGCUCUGUUGGCUGAUCUGCAGAAUCAAACGCAGCUCAACCUCUCCUCCGCCGUUUGCCCCACUCCCCCGAGCACAAACAGUUAUGCAGCUGUGAUGUCUCACGGCCCUCGACCUUCCAACGCCACUGUCACCACUACGGUGACGACGGAGCGUUACGAAUACCGGAAUGGAGCUCCAGACGAUCAGCCCAUUUACCAGAAUCAGCAUGCCAUUCAUAGUGCCAUGAAUGAAAAGCCUGCUUCUAAGCCUGAUUUUGCUAGCAAUCUCUCUGAAUUGGACAGUUUAUUGGAAGAUCUGAAUUCAGCACGUUAUGCAAAUUAUCCUGCCAAAAAAGGAUAUACAUCUCCUAGUUACAAUGUUUACAGUAAUGAAACCACAAUCAAAAAUUCUUCCAAUGGAUAUGCAGAGCCUAUUAGACCAACUGUUGAUAGUCUCCUGGAUGAACUUCAAAGUGGCUUGCCAGAUACUCCCAAACAUUCAAAUGUGAAGUAUAAAGAGAGUAUUCAGUCUACUGUCACCUACCCUCCCCUUCCCCAGACAGUUGAUUCGUCUGCACCUGCUGCAUCUUCAGCUACCAAGGAACUCGAUGAUCUCAUGGCCUCUUUAUCAGAUUUCAAGCACACACAGCCAACUAAACCGGCUGAGGCCCAGUACGCCAAGCCCAAUAAGGUGAGCAAGUCACCGACAGGAACUUCUAAAGGUGUUGAUCAAUUGGAUUCUAUGCUUGGUACUUUACAAUCGGAUAUGAGCAAACAAGGUGUCAACACAAGUCCAAAGGGUCAUUGCACUGCUUGCAAUAAGCCCAUUGUUGGUCAGGUUGUGACAGCAUUGGGUAAAACAUGGCACAAAGAACAUUUUGUCUGUGGUCAUUGCCAUCAAGAGCUGGGAACUAAAAACUUUUUUGAAAGAGAUGGUGUUCCUUAUUGUGAAACAGAUUACCACAAUAUCUUUUCUCCCAAGUGUGCAUACUGCAAUGCUGCCAUUUUAGGAAAAUGCAUUACAGCUCUUGAAAAAACAUGGCAUCCAGAACAUUUCUUUUGCACUCAGUGUGGCAAACAAUUUGGGGAGGAAGGCUUCCAUGAAAAAGAUGGAAAACCUUAUUGUCGGGAUGAUUUCUUGGAAAAUUUUGCCCUUAAAUGUGCUGGUUGCAAUCGACCCAUUACAGAAAACUAUAUUUCUGCUAUGAAUAGUCAAUGGCAUCCUGGCUGUUUUGCUUGCAGAGAUUGCCGGCAACCCUUCAAUGGUGGAAGUUUCUUUGAACACGAAGGCCAACCUUACUGUGAGCUCCAUUACCACGCCAAACGCGGUUCCCUUUGCGCGGGAUGUCACAAGCCAAUCAGCGGUCGUUGCGUCACGGCUAUGUCCCGGAAAUUUCAUCCCGAACAUUUCGUCUGCUCGUUCUGUCUCAAGCAACUUAACAAGGGCACCUUCAAAGAGCAGAACGAUAAGCCUUACUGUCACCCAUGCUUCGAGAAACUGUUCGCCUAAAAUUAAAAUGAACUGUGAAUUAAAAAAGAAUUGGAAAUGUUUUCUACUUUUCUUCAGCCACUAGCCAGCUUUCCGACUGGAAAACUUUGCUGCUGCUGUUUCUGUGUUUCUCCAAAUGUUGACUGUGCUUUUUUUUUUUUUUUUUUUUUUUUUUGCUAGGCCGGCUCAAGUUAUUCAAGGUUGUGUCAAGUAUUUUUAUGUGCAUCGUGGGUUUUUAAUCAUUGUUCUUAAAUCUUUCAAGCCCCUUUGUAGAAAUUCAGUUGGGGGCUGAUUUUUGUAACUUGAGAUAAUUGAACUCUUGAUCAUAGCAGAUGGUGAUCUAAAAACCCACGAGCUAUUUCAACAAUGUCUAUUUUGAUUUUGGGGUUGCUUCAUUUUUAUUUUAAUGUUGUAAUUUUUUGAAUACUUUAAAUUUCUCUUAAUUUUGUCUAAUUAGCCAAAAUCAUUUUAUUAUAGUAAUUAAUUAAUUAAUUAAUGAGUUUUAUAACAUUCAGAAAUCAUUCAACUUUUUCAGAGACACAAAACAUUUAAAAAAUUAACUUUUUAUGUUAUCCCUUAAACAAAGUUUUUGCAUUUACGUUGAAUCAGUAUUUCCGUAGAAUUUUAUAUCAUUUUCAAAAUGUGUCAUAUUUAUGUAUUAUUCCCUUGCCAUAUUUUGACUAGUUCACGGGAUUUUUAGUUAUGAAUUCGCUUCUAAAUAUUUAUAUAUAUAUAUAUAUGAAUCCUUUAUUCUCGCUUGUUCCUAUAAACGGAUGAUCUGAAUGAAGUGUUUGCUGUUUUUUUUGACAUUGUUACAAAUAUGUAUGAUUGCACUGUAUAUAUUUGAACUAGAGAAAAAAAAGCUAUCCCUUCUUUAAGUUUGAUUAAUAGCUAUUGCUUCGUUGUAGAUCUUUAUUUUAAUUAUGUAUAGAUUGUAUAAAAUCCGCGUUUUCGAAUUGACUUAUUAUUAUUCUUUAUAAAAUAUCUGCAGUAUUAUCUCUCUUAACCGGUGAAGCCAAUUUCAAGUACAAAAUUUUGGCGCACAGUUGAUUAUAAUAUUGGAAUUUUACUAGUCUAUAGGAAUUGCGAAAGUUUUAUUGGUCUAUUUCCCGAUCUAUCUUCUGUAAUUACAUAAACAACAUCAAAAUUAGAAGAGAUUCAAAAGGAAAAAAAAAUAUGUUACUUAAGUUUACCUUAUACAACUUUUCAAGCAUUUUUUCAGUUAAUGCUGUGAUGUUGAAAUUCUGCCUAAAUGCAAAUUUGAUUUGUAGACUCUAAUUUUGUAUUCGAUUAUUUGACUUUAAGUAAUCCAGUUUUUAAAAAAUUACUUUUGUUAGUGAAGUACCGGUUACAAGGGAUUUUGCUGUAUUUCUCAAAGUUAAAAUUCAUUGGCUAGUGUUAAGGCUUAAGUGGUCACAAGCAAUUGCAGAUAUUCUUCUGUAUAAGUUUUUUUUUUUUUCUGUAAAAGUGUUUGUUUUGACGAUGGGCAAUAUUAAUGAAGAUACAGUAUGGUAGAGAUAAGGCCAUGCAUUGAAGCCUUUUUGCUGUCAAUGUCAGUAAAGUGAAUAGGAUUGUCAUUUGCUUAAUUCAUUAAAACGUUUUUCUUUCGGGCUGCGACGUGGUAUUUUAAAUUAUGAAUAUAUCGUUCUUUAAUAUUUUGAAUACUUCUAAAAGUCUUCCGCUAAUUUUUUGUCUCACAGUAUGUAUGUGUUGGCCUUGUGAAAAAUUUGUAGUUCGUUUAAAAAUGUGCAACUAUUUGUCUGACUUAUUUAGCGGUGUAUAAAUGUCAUUCGUCUUUUACGUUUCUUUAAAAAAAUUCAAAAAAAAAAUUACUAAAUAAUUAUUAACUUCUCUUUUUGGAGUAUAAAAUUCGUUAUUAUCUUGCAGUUUGCGAACUUUAAUCACAGUAGACAAUCAAAAUAUUUUCAUUUGGUUUUCUCUUGAUGCUGCAGUCAUCAAACAAUCGUAAUUAGUUAUUUAACUAUUAGUAAUUUUAUUUCAUUGAGAUAAUUUGACAUAUGAAUAAAUUUGUAAAUAAUAUAUUUAAGUUUUCAAUUUUAUUCUAAUGGGUGUAUCCAGUUACUAGUUUUUAAAUUAACAUCAAGGUAACUGUUCCAAUUGUGUUAUUAAUAAUCAAAAAAAUAAAGUUGUUAUAUGAACAAUUUUCGUUUUAAAUUGAGGUAUGAAUUUUUCAUGCAUUCAUAUUGUAUCAAAAUUAUUACACAUAAAAAAAUGAUUCAUCGUCAGGAUUAUUAAAUGCUUACUUAUAUGCCAUGAUUUAUCUAGCGAAUGGUUUAUUGCUUUGAUAAUGGUUGUUAUUCUUGUUGAUCUCUUUUAAAGAAAUGUACUCUAACAAUAAAGACUUUGUUUUUAA